AUAUCCCUCAACCUGUUGGAAAUCCAUGUAUUCCAUCGCCUUGUGGACCAAAUUCUCAAUGUAAAGUACAAGGUGAAUCCCCAUCAUGCUCUUGUUUAUCUGAAUUUAUUGGUUCACCUCCUAAUUGUAAACCUGAAUGUGUAAGCAAUAGUGAAUGUCCAAUUCACUUAUCCUGCAUAAAUAUGAAAUGUAAGAAUCCUUGCAUUGGAGCGUGUGCCCCAAGUGCUGAAUGUAGAGUAAUAAGUCAUAUCCCAAGAUGCACAUGCCCUGUUGGAUAUAUUGGAAACCCGUAUACCGAAUGUACAACAAUUCAAGCUGAUCCUAUCCCACAAGAGUAUUUAAAUCCUUGUGAGCCGUCUCCGUGUGGCAUAAAUGCCAUUUGUAAAGAACAAAACGGAGCUGGAUCUUGUUCUUGUCUACCUGAAUACUUUGGAAAUCCAUAUGAAGGAUGUAAGCCUGAAUGUAUUGUAAAUGCUGAGUGCCAAUCUAACAAAGCAUGCAUUAGUAAUAAAUGUAAAGAUCCAUGUCCUGGAACAUGUGCUCAAAAUGCUGAAUGUCAAGUCAUUAAUCAUUCACCGACAUGUACAUGUUACAAUGGAUAUACUGGAGAUCCAUUCCGAUACUGUCAUGUCAUACCACCACAACAAACUGAAGUACAGCCUAUUUAUCCAUGUACACCAUCUCCUUGUGGACCAAAUAGUCAAUGUCGAGAAAUUAACCAUCAAGCUGUUUGCUCAUGCCUUCCGACGUAUAUAGGGAGCCCGCCUGGAUGUCGCCCAGAAUGUGUACUGAACUCAGAAUGUUCAUCAAGUCUCGCUUGUAUUAAUCAAAAAUGUAAAAACCCAUGUGAAAAUCGUUGUGCACAAAAUGCCAGCUGCAGGGUGUUCAACCAUAGUCCAGUGUGUUCAUGCACUCCUGGGUAUACUGGAGAUCCAUUUUCACAUUGUCAUGUUAUACCUCCACCACCACCACAAAAUGAGCCUGUUUAUAAUAUAAACCCAUGCAUACCAUCACCAUGUGGAGCCUAUGCUAUAUGUCAAGACAAUGGAGGUAAUCCGUCAUGUUCGUGCUUGGCUCAAUAUAUUGGAUCACCACCAAACUGUAGACCAGAAUGCAUUAUGCAUUCUGAAUGUCCUAGUAAUGAAGCUUGCAUCAGAGAAAAAUGCCAAGAUCCAUGUCCAGGAUCAUGUGGCUGGGGUGCUCAGUGUAAUGUAAUUAACCAUACACCUAUGUGUACUUGUCCAGAGGGAUAUGAAGGAAAUCCAUUUACGCAAUGUGAUAUAAAGCCAGUGAUUCAAGCUCCAGUCUACUCAGAUCCAUGUAAUCCAUCACCUUGUGGCCCAAAUUCUCAAUGUAAUAAUGGUGUAUGCACAUGCUUAAGUGAAUUCCAAGGAGAUCCAUACACUGGAUGUAGACCUGAAUGUGUACUAAAUAAUGAUUGUUCUCGAAACAAAGCAUGUUUAAAAAAUAAAUGUAUAGAUCCUUGUCCUGGAAUUUGUGGACAAAAUGCUAUAUGUGAUGUUUAUAAUCAUAUACCAAUGUGUCGUUGCCCAGAAGGAAUGCAAGGCAAUGCUUUUGUUUUUUGCAGUCAACAGCAAAAUGAACCUGAGGUAUAUGAGCCAUGUAAACCAUCCCCUUGUGGACCAUUUAGUCAAUGUAGGGAAGUAAAUAAACAAGCAGUUUGUUCGUGUGUAAUGGGAUAUACUGGAUUACCACCAUUAUGCCGUCCCGAAUGUAUUUCAAGUUCAGACUGUCGACAAAAUCAAGCAUGUUCUAAUCAAAAAUGUGUAGACCCAUGUCCAGGAACUUGUGGUAUAAAUGCUAAAUGCCAAGUUAUAAGCCACAAUCCUAUAUGUAGCUGUCCAACAGGAUAUACUGGAAAUGCAUUUAUGAAUUGCUACCAAAUUCCUGCAGAUAUACCAUUAAUAGUGGGCAAUCCAUGUGUCCCAACACCAUGUGGACCUAAUUCACAAUGUCAAGUAAAAGGAGAUACGCCUUCUUGUUCUUGUUUGCCUGAGUUUAUCGGAUCUCCUCCACAUUGYAAACCAGAAUGUAUCACUAAUAGUGAAUGUCCCUAUAACAAAGCAUGUAUGAAUAUGAAAUGUAAAGAUCCUUGUCCGGGAUCAUGUGCAGUUAAUGCUAUAUGUCAAGUUAUAAGUCACGCUCCUACUUGUCAUUGUCAACAAGGUUAUGUUGGAAAUCCAUUUACAUUCUGUUCAGUUCAACAAGCAGAUCCCAUACCUCAAGAAUAUAUUAAUCCAUGCGUACCAUCACCAUGUGGUGUGAAUGCAAUAUGUAAAGAACAAAAUGGAGCCGGAUCAUGUUCUUGUUUACCAGAAUAUAUAGGCAAUCCAUAUGAAAGUUGUAGACCAGAAUGCACAGUUAAUUCUGAUUGCGUUUCCAAUAAAGCCUGCUUGAUGAAUAAGUGUAGAGAUCCAUGUCCAGGAACAUGUGGUCAAAAUGCAGAAUGUCAUGUCGUUAACCAUUUACCAGUCUGUACUUGUUUAAAUGGUUAUAAUGGUGAUCCGUUCAAAUAUUGUUCAGUUAUUGUACCACCACAAGAUGCAUCAGUAGAACUGAUAAACCCAUGUUACCCGUCACCCUGUGGACCAAAUAGUCAAUGUAAAUCGAUCAACAACCAAGCAAUAUGUUCAUGUUUACCUACAUUCAUUGGAAGUCCCCCAGGGUGUAGACCAGAAUGUGUAAUGAGUUCGGAAUGUAAAAAUUAUGAAGCAUGUAUAAACCAAAAAUGUUCUGACCCUUGCACUAAUAUUUGUGGAAAAAAUGCUGAUUGCAAAGUCAUUAAUCAUAGUCCAAUUUGUACUUGUCGGCCUAAAUUCACUGGAGACCCAUUCACUCAUUGUUUCCCAAUACCAUUACCAUUGCCUCAAUAUUUGCCUACUGAAUAUGUUAACCCAUGCAUACCAUCACCUUGUGGUCCAUAUUCACAAUGCCAUGAUAACCAAGGAGUUCCAUCAUGCAGUUGUCUUUCUCAAUACACCGGAAGCCCACCAAAUUGUAGACCAGAAUGUGUUAUGAACUCAGAAUGCCCAUCUAAUAAAGCAUGUAUAAAUGAACAUUGUAGAGAUCCGUGUCCAGGAUCAUGUGGUUACAAUGCUGAAUGUAACGUCUUAAAUCAUACUCCUAUGUGCGUUUGUCUAUAUGGUAUGGUUGGUGAUCCAUUUACUAAUUGUUAUCCUAAACCACAGGAAAAUAUUCCAGUGGUAAACAGUGAUCCGUGUAAUCCGUCACCUUGUGGUUAUAAUGCAGAAUGCAAUAAUGGUGUAUGUACUUGUUUAUUAGAAUAUCAAGGAAAUCCUUAUAUGGGAUGUAGACCUGAAUGUGUUAUAAAUAAUGACUGUCCUCAAAAUGAAGCGUGUAUAAAAAAUAAAUGUAUAGACCCUUGUCCUGGAAUUUGUGGACAAAAUGCUAUUUGUGAUGUUUAUAAUCAUAUACCAAUGUGUCGUUGCCCAGAAAAAAUGCAAGGCAAUGCUUUCAUUCAAUGCAAACCAGUUGAAGUUCAAGCUCAAGUUUAUCCAUGUAUCCCUUCACCUUGUGGAUCUAAUAGUCAAUGUAGAGAAAUUAAUAAUCAUGCUGUAUGUUCAUGUAUAUCGAAUUACAUUGGGUCACCUCCUCUAUGCAGACCAGAAUGUACUACUAAUUCUGAUUGUAAUCAAGAUGAAGCUUGCAGUAAUCAAAAAUGUAAAGAUCCGUGUCCCGGAACAUGUGGAAUAGGAGCUAAAUGUCAUGUGACUAACCAUAACCCAAUAUGCAAUUGUCCAUCAGGAUAUACAGGAAACGCUUUUGUCCACUGCCAUCCAAUUCAAGCGGCCCCAGUAGAAGAAGUAAUUGAAAACCCUUGCGUACCAUCACCAUGUGGAUUUAAUGCCCAAUGUCAAAACAUUGGAGGUCAACCAUCAUGCUCUUGUUUACCUCAAUUUAUCGGAACUCCUCCAAAUUGUAAACCAGAAUGUAUAAUCAAUAGUGAAUGUCCGUAUCACUUAGCAUGUAUAAAUAUGAAAUGCCGAGAUCCAUGUCCAGGAUCAUGUGGUCAGAAUGCAGAAUGCAAAGUUAUAAGUCAUGCCCCAAAAUGUUAUUGUUUAUCUGGUUAUACGGGAAAUCCAAUAAUACAAUGCAAAAUACAACUUGCUGAACCAGUUCCUCAAGAAUAUUUCAAUCCAUGCCAACCAUCACCUUGUGGUUCAAAUGCAGUAUGCAAAGAGCAAAACGGUGCUGGUUCAU
Diuraphis noxia (Russian wheat aphid) is the source of this 4242-nucleotide messenger RNA. It is a transcript of the gene dpy, whose product is annotated as fibrillin-like protein dumpy. Lineage: Eukaryota; Metazoa; Arthropoda; Insecta; Hemiptera; Aphididae. The record is from RefSeq and is a predicted model, not a curated record. Gene Ontology annotation, molecular function: calcium ion binding.